Mauremys reevesii (Reeves's turtle) is the source of this 1749-nucleotide messenger RNA. RefSeq names its product maestro heat-like repeat-containing protein family member 2B. The transcript is spliced from 17 exons. Gene Ontology annotation, cellular component: cytoplasm. The record is from RefSeq and is a predicted model, not a curated record. The coding region runs from base 97 to 1749 and encodes 550 amino acids. NCBI's taxonomy places the organism in Eukaryota, Metazoa, Chordata, Testudines, Geoemydidae.
UAAUCCUGGCCAUGACAGACUGAGAGGCCAGCUGCCUGACAGUACAGGAGCCCUUUAGAGAAAGGACUGUAGGAAGUGGUGAAAAAAGACUAAAACAUGAAUAAUCUUGUGAGUGAACUGGAGGUAACAGAGAGAGGUGUUUAUAAUGAGGUUAUUUCGCUCCUGGCGCAUAUAGCUGACCAAGAUAAGAACAGAAUUGCCCUCAGGAUUGCCUCUAUAGCAAAGACCAAGCUGGUUAGUGUUGUGAGAGUUCUACUGGAGAAACUGCAACAGGAUGAGGAAGCAACAAAUGAGGUAAAAGUGGCAGCUAGCAACACGUUAGUGACUCUGGCAAGCUGCUAUUUUGAUGAUGUCAUGUAUGAGCUGCACUGUCACCUGAAACCACCGAAGCUGCCUGAAGAGUUUAUUUUAGUUACACUGGGCAACCUGUCAUCAGCCUAUGCACUUGACUGUAUCCCUUUUGUGGAAAUGACCCUGAGCACCAUGUUCUCCAUGCUGGAGUUAGUCAAUGACAGCAGGAUGAGACAAGCAUUUUGCGGUGUUCUGGAACAAUGGUCAAGGGCAGUACGUCUCUUUUUGGCUAGCUGGGAAAAGUACCCAUUCCCCAAAGUGGGCGAAUUGCGGCUCUGCAAUCAUUUUCUUCCCGUCUACUCUCAUGUGACCAGCAACUGGCUGACCUGUGAGGAGCUGGAGCUCAAGCAGGCUGUCAUCAAAGCCCUUGGUCCCAUGAUGAGUCUCCUGCUACACAAAGAGGAGUAUCAAGGUCAGAUAUUUGAACAGAUGUCAUGGCUUCUUGAGCAAUAUAAGGAGAGCACUGAUGUUUUUCACGUCACCAAGAGUCUGAGCCAGCUCUUGGAGGUCUCGGGUGAAUAUAAGAUCCCUCUCCCUAAGAGGAAGUUUCAAGCCAUCUGCAGUGCUCUGCACAACCAGCUCUGUUCUCAAGCUAAGCCGCUCAGCAUGGAAAAUCACACAGAGCUGGUCUAUUGUAUAGUUCAGCUAGCCCGUUCUUCUCCUGAUGAUCUGAUAGCCUUUCUGCACUCGCAGCUGGAGAUUGAGAAUGAGGCUGUUUGUGUGGCAUCUCUGAAUCUGCUCAGAGCUAUUGUUAGUGCUGACUUGCCCGAGACAAGACUGAAAAAGUUUCUGAUUGUGAAGGCAGUGAAAUCUACUUUCAGUGAUCAGAAUGCUACGGUGAGGAAGGCAGUUCUUCAUUUCAUCAGGACGCUGCUCAGCUCAGAAAGUGUGGAGAACUGUGCAGCAUGGGAUAUGGUAGCACAUGUUUUCAGGGAGUUCAGUGUGUCCAUCAGCAAACUGGUGUUAUGGCCAAGGCUUCUGGAAUAUGUGGUGCCAGCUCAGUACACUGGUACUUUGAAGCCUCUCUGCAGAUGCCUUAGGGAGCUGGCUGAGAAAAAGCAGCAGGAAGGAGAAGAAGCUGCUUGCCUCGACUACGGUGGAUCAGUGAAUUUCCCUACACCCCAGGGGCUGCUGGCACGACUCCUGGUAGUAGCCUCAUCCCCUUAUGCAGGAGAAGGACACGGAUGUGCUGCCUUGCAGUUAUUACAAGCCCUGCACCAAAAUAUCCAUGCAGCAGUGGGUGAGAUGUGGGUAGUAAAGAUCCCAUCUCUGCUGCAGUACAUUGAAGGAAACACGGAGAAUUCCCUGGACCAUGCGCGGUGGGAGCACAUGCUGCUUCAGUUCCUAAGAACAUCUCUGGCGAUGAUAGACGACAGUGCCUGGAAGUUUCCUGUAUAA